AUGAACGGUUAUUCCGAACACUGCAUCCAGUGUGAACGGGUCGUUGUUAACAAAAUCCACAAAGCCUUCCGAGACCCCGUCCUCAAUGCUGAAUGCCAGACGUCCGUCGAUGUUAAAAUCGGCGUGGAUACCGCACUUGACACACUGCAAAGUGAGCUCUGCACCAUGGUCAAUAGUUUUGGCGAGGGUGAAGCCAUUUCCGAUUCCAAGGAUGGUAGGGGGCUUGUUCGAGACACUCUGCCCUUCGAGAUGGAGGUCGACCGCUACAUCAUAAUGGAUCGAGUGCGUGAAUGGAACUAA
This is a messenger RNA of Penicillium manginii, 300 nucleotides long. RefSeq lists its product as uncharacterized. The record is from RefSeq and is a predicted model, not a curated record. Bases 1 to 300 code for a protein of 99 amino acids. NCBI's taxonomy places the organism in Eukaryota, Fungi, Ascomycota, Eurotiomycetes, Eurotiales, Aspergillaceae. The transcript has a single exon.